This is a messenger RNA of Trifolium pratense (red clover), 2573 nucleotides long. RefSeq names its product calcium-dependent protein kinase 26. Gene Ontology annotation, cellular component: nucleus; cytoplasm. Gene Ontology annotation, biological process: intracellular signal transduction; peptidyl-serine phosphorylation; protein autophosphorylation. The record is from RefSeq and is a predicted model, not a curated record. NCBI's taxonomy places the organism in Eukaryota, Viridiplantae, Streptophyta, Magnoliopsida, Fabales, Fabaceae. The transcript has 9 exons. The coding region runs from base 460 to 2106 and encodes 548 amino acids. Gene Ontology annotation, molecular function: calcium ion binding; calcium-dependent protein serine/threonine kinase activity; calmodulin binding.
AUAUUGUACAUGUGUGUGUGUGUGUUACUACUUUGUACAGAAACAAAGAACGAAAGAAACCAACCUAGCUGGUCAGCACUGACUUCCGAUGUUUCUCGGUAGUAACCAUCCAAUACAAAAAUAAUCAAUAUUAUAAAAAAAUCACACACACACUCUCUCUCUCUCUCUAUAUCCUAAAAUUAACAAGUAAGAGAAGAAAACAAAUAAAUUAAGAAAAUUAUUAAUUUAUUAUAAUAAUAAUUUUCCUGAAGCUAAGUUUGUGGAGAUCUGUCGGAGCAACCGGAGAAGAAACAAUUGACCGGAAACCAAUUAUCCUUCUCUUUCUUUCUUUCUUUCUUUCCUUCCACCAUUCUUCUUUCUGCACAGCACAGCGCAGCGUAUGAAGAGAGAAAGCCGAUGAUAGAUAUUUAUUAUUAUUAUUAUAAUAUCUAUUAUCUAUAAAGCACCAAUAAUUGUUUGAUGGGCAAUACAUGCCGUGGAUCUUUGAAAGGAAAAUACAUCCAGGGCUUCACCCAGCCCGAGUCAGAUCAUUCUUCCAAGCGUAGCACAACUCGUUCUUCUCGUUCUUCUGACUCAGAUCACCACAACAACACCACCAAUACCAAACAAUCUCAACAACCCUUCACCUUUAAGAACGACAGCAUGCGUCGUGGCCCUGAUAAUCAGUCUUAUUAUGUCUUAGGUCAUAAGACUCCCAAUAUUCGUGAUCUCUACACUCUUGGCCGUAAACUUGGUCAAGGUCAAUUUGGCACCACUUAUUUAGCCACCGACAAUUCAACAUCCAUUGAAUAUGCUUGCAAAUCCAUUUCCAAGAGGAAACUUAUUUCCAAGGAAGAUGUUGAGGAUGUUAGGAGAGAAAUUCAGAUUAUGCACCAUUUGGCCGGUCACAAGAACAUUGUCACCAUCAAAGGUGCCUAUGAGGAUGCACUCUAUGUUCAUAUUGUCAUGGAGCUAUGUUCUGGUGGUGAAUUGUUUGAUCGCAUCAUUCAGAGAGGUCACUAUACCGAAAGGAAGGCUGCUGAGUUGACCAAAAUUAUUGUUGGUGUUGUCGAGGCCUGUCAUUCCCUUGGUGUUAUGCACAGAGAUCUCAAGCCUGAAAACUUUUUAUUGGUCAACAAAGACGAUGAUUUCUCUCUUAAAGCUAUUGACUUUGGCCUCUCCGUUUUCUUCAAACCAGGUCAAGUUUUCACCGAUGUAGUUGGCAGCCCAUACUAUGUUGCUCCUGAGGUUCUCCUCAAGCAUUAUGGCCCUGAAGCAGAUGUGUGGACGGCCGGUGUCAUACUUUAUAUAUUGCUCAGUGGUGUGCCGCCGUUUUGGGCAGAGACCCAGCAGGGUAUAUUUGAUGCGGUAUUGAAGGGACAUAUAGAUUUUGACUCAGAUCCAUGGCCUCUAAUAUCUGAUAGUGGAAAAGACCUUAUCAGAAAGAUGCUGUGUUCUCGGCCUUCAGAUCGGUUGACUGCUCAUGAAGUUUUAUGUCAUCCUUGGAUAUGUGAAAAUGGAGUUGCCCCAGACAGAGCAUUGGACCCUGCUGUUCUUUCUCGUCUCAAACAGUUUUCUGCAAUGAAUAAGCUAAAGAAGAUGGCUUUACGGGUAAUUGCUGAAAGUCUUUCCGAGGAGGAAAUUGCUGGUUUGAGAGAAAUGUUCCAGGCUAUGGAUACUGAUAACAGCGGUGCAAUCACUUUUGAUGAACUAAAAGCUGGUCUAAGAAGAUAUGGGUCUACCCUUAAGGAUACAGAAAUACGUGAUCUUAUGGAAGCGGCUGAUGUGGACAACAGUGGAACUAUAGAUUAUGGAGAGUUUAUUGCUGCAACAGUUCAUCUCAACAAACUGGAGCGUGAGGAACAUCUUGUUGCAGCAUUCCGAUAUUUUGACAAGGACGGAAGUGGUUAUAUUACAGUUGAUGAACUUCAACAAGCUUGUGCAGAACAUAACAUGACCGAUGUUUUUCUUGAAGAUAUUAUCAGGGAAGUUGAUCAAGAUAACGAUGGGAGGAUUGAUUAUGGUGAAUUUUCUGCCAUGAUGCAAAAAGGCAAUGUUGGGAUUGGUAGGAGGACUAUGCGCAACAGUCUGAAUUUGAGCAUGCGGGACGCACCAAGUGCUCAAUAGCUUUUAAUUGUGCUCAUUAUAUGCAGGUUGUAUGUAGCAAAGCCACAGAAAGAACAAAAUAAAGCCUAAAUCUUUACCGACAAUUGUUUUUAAUCCUGCUGACGGAUCCUAUCGCAUGGAGAAAACUGGGGAUUGUGGAUGCUCCUGCAGGAGCACUCAUCAAGUGUAACAUUUGUGUGUUGUAUGACUGCAAAAUUUGUUUGUGUCUGUGUAAAAACUAAUUCUUGCAGCUAUUUUGAGUUGGUCUGUUAUUUAUUUGUGCUUUCAUAUAGGAGCAUUCUGUUUAUAGUUCAUAUAAGGAUUUUGAUUAUUCAGUUUCUGAUUUUUCGCAUGUAAAGUUUCACACACUAAGACAUUAUGUAUUGGCUGAACUGAGAAGCAUAUUUGGAUUCUGUAGGGGCACAUGAAGUGUGUUAAAGUGACAAUGUAAACAUUUUAUAUCCCAGUAGUUUUGUUUUGGCAUUAAA